This is a messenger RNA of Zasmidium cellare ATCC 36951, 687 nucleotides long. RefSeq lists its product as uncharacterized. Gene Ontology annotation, biological process: tRNA 5'-leader removal; rRNA processing. NCBI's taxonomy places the organism in Eukaryota, Fungi, Ascomycota, Dothideomycetes, Mycosphaerellales, Mycosphaerellaceae. Gene Ontology annotation, cellular component: ribonuclease MRP complex; ribonuclease P complex. The transcript has a single exon. Bases 1 to 687 code for a protein of 228 amino acids. Gene Ontology annotation, molecular function: ribonuclease P RNA binding. The record is from RefSeq and is a predicted model, not a curated record.
AUGGCUACCCAGCCAACCGAACACAUUGCCGAAGAGCUGCUGCAGCGCGCGCACGAGACGGAACAAGCAAGCACGAUAUUCCGCGAGAAAAUCAAGCUACGACCUCUACACCUCCGCCCUACCUCGCCGGAUCCGAAACUGAACGCACGCUCGAAACGACAGUACGAUCGCCUGCAGAAGACAAAAGCCGAGCGCAGGUCGAACAAACCAAAACCGCUUUCCGCGAAGCAGAAGCGGGCGCUUUGCAUCUACGACUUCCCGAAAGAGCAGCGGAAGUAUGCGAUCUACGAACCACUGCACCGCAUGUGGUGCGGCUACAUGCGCGAGAUACUCGGGUUGAAGGACGGAAAACAGCAGCCCUUAAACCCCAACAACGCCGGACCAUUCCUGGUCUCGGCCGACUACCACGGCGCGGUGAUGGAGAUUGUGCGAAGCAGGUGCGUGAGCAGGGUGGGGCUAAAGGGGAUCGUGGUCAAAGAUACGAAGUUCACGUUCGAGAUGAUCACGGCGAAGAACGAGCUGAAGACGGUGCCGAAGGAGCAGACGGUUUUUCGGUUCGAGGUGCCGUUUGAGGAGGAGGCAGGGCGGAAGGCGGUGGUUUUUGAGAUUCAUGGGAAUCAGUUCGAGGCGAGGGCGCCGGAUCGGGCGAAUAGGAAGUUUAAGAUGCAUAUUGAUAUGGACCUUUGA